AUGGACUCCUCACCCACAGCCCUCCUCAAACUCCUCCUCCCACAAACCCCCUUACUCGUCAAAACCGCCCUCUGGCACUCCCUCUCCCUCACCCCCCAAUCCAGCAAAUGGGACUUGAAAACCUCGCUCACCGUCACCAUGAUACGCGAGAUGAUGGGGCCGAACGCCUCUCCUCAGCCCAUCGGUAAAACCCAGCGUUUUACACUACGGGACCCGGGUGUAAAAGGGAAAAUGUGGGUUAGUAAAGUCAGCUUGCCUAUUCCGGGUGAAGACGAUGUGCGGCAACUUGUCUUCAAAGCGAUCAAAGAUAUGGGUACUGGAGAAGAAAAAUGGGAGGAACCGCUGCAAAAGGGACUAGAAGCGGAGUGGAAUGGGUAUCGCGCUGCAGCGAAAGAGGGGGAAGGGGAACCGGUGGGGAUGGACGAGAAAGAGAAGUUUGAGGCGUUGAUGAAAGAGACGACGGGGGAGACUACGGUGCUUUAUUUUCAUGGGGGAGCAAUGUAUUUGCUUGAUCCAAGUGGGUAUCGUGGGUUGGGAGCACGGAUUGCGCGCGAGACGGGCGGACGCGUAUUCAACGUGCGAUAUAGAUUAUCGCCACAGAAUCCGUUUCCGGCGGCGCUGCUGGAUGCGUUUACGGCGUACCUUUCGCUCUUAUCGCCGCCGCCCGGUGCAUUCCACGAGGCUGUGCCAGCUAGUAAAAUCGUCUUUGGAGGGGACUCGGCGGGAGGACUGUGCUGUACGGCUCUCUUGCAGCUUCUGCUGCAAAUUCACAGGAGCACGCCCGAGGGAAAAACGCCUACGGUGCGCUUUCACGGCAAAGACGUCGAAAUACCGCUUCCGGCUGGCCUGGCGUUGACCUCCCCUUGGAUCGACAUCACGAGGGCGUUACCGUCUAUAGAAAACGAAACCACAUUCGAUUACCUGCCGCCACCCAGCCAAACCGACAAGAGAGAUAUCCCAAAAGAUGAUGUUUGGCCUGCUAAUCCUCCCCGUGCGGAUCUCUACUGCGACGCUAGUGCCUUACUACACCCCCUCGUGUCUCCGCUCUCCGCACAAGACUGGUCGGGCAGUCCGCCCUUGUUCUUCUCCAUCGGCCAGGAGAUGCUGAGGGAUGAAGCUGCUGUCCUCGCUCAGCGCGCUGUCAGGCAGGGGGCAAGUGUUACGUGGCGCGAGUUCGAGGCUAUGCCGCAUGUUUUUGCGGUGUUGUUGGAGGGGCUGGGGGAGAGUGAGGUGCAUUAUAAGGAGCACUUGGAGUUUAUAAACAAGGUUGUCGAGGGAGGCAAGGAGAAGCUAGACAGCACCGCAGUCCUAAUCCGCGCAAAAACACUAAAGAGAGAAGACAAAGACGUCGCAGCCGGUCUAACGCAAAUCACAGAUGCCGAAGCCAAAGAAAUGAUGGUCAAGGGAAAAGAAAGGAUUGAGAGGAAAUUCGCACGGGGUAAGGAUCCAGCGGCUGAGAGACCUAUGUUGUAA
Molecule: messenger RNA, 1473 nt
Organism: Bipolaris victoriae FI3
Lineage: Eukaryota; Fungi; Ascomycota; Dothideomycetes; Pleosporales; Pleosporaceae
Exons: 1
Coding region: 1-1473 (490 amino acids)
Molecular function (GO): hydrolase activity
Source: RefSeq, a predicted model, not a curated record